Rhipicephalus microplus (southern cattle tick) is the source of this 1968-nucleotide messenger RNA. RefSeq lists its product as uncharacterized. NCBI's taxonomy places the organism in Eukaryota, Metazoa, Arthropoda, Arachnida, Ixodida, Ixodidae. Gene Ontology annotation, cellular component: extracellular region. The record is from RefSeq and is a predicted model, not a curated record. Gene Ontology annotation, molecular function: chitin binding.
GAUAACCAUGGCCCCCACUGGCACGCUGCUAGGGCUGGCGAUUGUAUCAGCCAUUUCGGUUCCAUCCUUGGCCGCUAGCUUCGGCACAGGCUACGCCAUGUCGCCGGUAGGGGCGCCCUUCUCGGGCGGAGCCCCUGCAGGCGGCGCUGCGGGGCCAGCGUUCGGGCCUCCCGGAGGCUCAGCUUUCGGACCUCCCGGUGGCUCAGGGUUCCCUGGAUUCCCGGGUGCCGGCGGUGGCGCUGUUCCCGGAAUGACCAUGCCGUCCGAUCCCAGUUGCCCUCCGACCAACGGCAUGGUUCCGCUGUACGUGCCCGAUCCCGACGACUGCACUAAGUACACGGUGUGCAGCGGCGGCUUCGGCAUGCAGCUCGACUGCCCGCCGGGGCUGCACUUCAACCGCAACUCUAACCAUUGUGACUAUCCGCCGAUUGCAGGCUGCGAAGAAAUUCCACCUGAAGAUCCAACAACUCUGACAGGACCACCUGGGAUCAAGAAGGAUGCUUAUUUCGAUAUGAGCCUCCUGAGUGGACCUGGCUUCCCGAUGAUUUUCGGACAGCCUAAUCCGGGAAUCGGUCAACUGAAGAAUCCACCUGGCAAGCCUAAGACUCCCGCUGCAUCUUCGCGUCAUAUUCCCCAGGUGUCGUUAAAUGUCUGCAUCACGAUGCGCCUCCUCAAGUACAGGCCCCUGGUGCAUUCGGAGGAUUCGGCGGUGCACCACCGGCGGGGUCCGGGGCAGGUGGUGCGGGUGCACCAGGCCGGAGGUCUACCUUCCGAUCCCAGCUGCCCGCCAACGGACGGCAUGGUGCCCCUGUACGUACCUGAUCCGGACGACUGCACCAAGUAUACCGUCUGCAGCGCGGGUUUCGGCAUGAAGAUGGACUGCCCACCCGGUCUGCAUUUCAACAAGGUCUCCAACCACUGCGACUUCCCGCCUCUGGCCGGUUGUGAAGUCAGCGCCUGAUAGGACUCGUGAUGGCGGUGCACAUAUAAACUAUGGAACUUGUAUACGGCUAUAUGUCGGUAUACGGUAUAGUUACUUACUCAUUAAUAAUAGCUUGAGCAUGUCCGUGUCCAUGUUAGUGUCUACAACAUUCCACAUGAUAGAGACCUUGAUGCUAACGGUUGAUGUGUGAAUGAACAGACGCCCAGUUGCAGUGUUUUGAUUGGGUGAUGGUUCACUCCACCUAGCCGCAGCUCGGAAUCAACUGAUAACUCUUCGUAGUGAAAGACUAAGUUUCAAUUCUACCUUGACUUUAACCAAAAUCAGAUAACCUCCUCCAGGUUAUUUCUCCCUGCUUAAGAUCCAUUUUGCCAGCCAUAACGUCCCUAAACCUGAAUGCUCUGAAUAAUCCAGUCCCAUUGCCUCGACUGUAGAGUUAAGCCAUUUACAGCAAAGUAUCAGGUGUUCAGCCGUCCACAGCAAUGGUACUACCACCUCGCGUCGUUCAGUUCAAUGAGAUCGCAAUGGUGAGUUAUGUGCAACGCAUGUAUACUACAGCGUGGGAACGUCGGUAGUCGUAUAAUCACCGUUCGUGCAAAAUCACCCCCCACCCCCAAUUACCCUUCAAAAUGUGCUACUAAAAGUACAUUGUGCUACUAAUAGCACAACUGUAAUUAGCAAUCACCAUUUCUCCAGUCGAUUUUGUCUCUGUUUGUGUUUCUAUACAUUAGGCAAAUUCAAGAUCUGUAUAGCAGAAUGAAGCUAUAGGUAUUUUACUUUGUGCGAAGGGGAUUGAAUCAGUUAUGCUAUUAAACUUGUAGGGCAAGCCUUUGCGAAAUGUGCUUUACAGUAAGGUUUCUGAACUGCACAAAAUUCCAGCGUUUCCACGUUGCUACCAAUACGUAUUACAUCUUUUCUUGUUUUAUCUCCUCAGAAAUACGAUAGUGUCUGUGAUUUAAGCGUCGCGCAUUCUUUCUUUUGUAAAUAAUUCCAUUCGGAAAUAAACAAUUCGGACUUUGGUCUUUAUA